This is a messenger RNA of Haliotis rufescens (red abalone), 4338 nucleotides long. Its product is annotated as sodium- and chloride-dependent glycine transporter 1-like. Gene Ontology annotation, cellular component: membrane. The transcript is spliced from 16 exons. The coding region runs from base 387 to 2453 and encodes 688 amino acids. Gene Ontology annotation, biological process: sodium ion transmembrane transport. NCBI's taxonomy places the organism in Eukaryota, Metazoa, Mollusca, Gastropoda, Lepetellida, Haliotidae. The record is from RefSeq and is a predicted model, not a curated record.
CAACAAUUAAUGAAAUCAAAUAAUUGAGCUAUUUUAAAUACGAUAACUUUGCAGUUGAUCAAUCCCUAAACGAAAAAUCCUAAUUUUUAAUUGUUGAUUCUAAUUUCAGUGUUAGGAGGAUCGGUGCAUCGUUUGUAACUCUGUUGUGUGUCACUGGUCGUUUGUGCCAAGUAAGCAUGAUAUGUGAUCCCCAACACCUAAAACAUUCAAAGUGUAAACAAAUAAAUGGACCGAACAAUUUGUUUUGAUAAGAAAUAUGUCAAGUCAUCUUCUAGAUCAAUCUUGGCGUUCUGCCCAGGGUAUAUAUGUAUGCAAAGACUGAAACUGCAGUGCAUCUGAUAGGAAUUGUGUGACUACAUUGUAAAUAGCCUUCACCUGGACUCGUAAUGACGGCAAGUGAGUCAACAGUUGCUCAUUGUCAUGGAGAUAAUAGGGGCACUGAGAAAUAUCAUGAUGGCGAACAACCAAGCGAGCAGCCUGCGAAGUGGGGCGUGGCAUGGUACAAGCAAGACUACCCCGAAAACACUCUCGAACCUGAUAACCCCAACGAGCAGCUUGCCCAGGAUGUGUCCAGUACUGCUGUUCUCACCCCCCUCGAUGAUGACUUGGUGGGAAAUGUCCAAGAUCCAUCUGAUCGUGGAAACUGGUCGGGUCGCUUCGACUUCCUCAUGUCUCUGUUGGGAUAUUCAGUCGGCCUUGGAAAUGUCUGGAGGUUCCCGUACCUGGCAUACACCAAUGGAGGAGGAGCCUUCCUGUUCCCCUUCAUCAUCAUGUUGCUGCUGGUCGGGCUGCCGAUGAUGUUCCUGGAACUCGCCUUUGGUCAGUUUGCUGCACUCGGGCCAGCAGGCAUCUUUGACCGCAUCUGUCCUCUCUUCUACGGUCUGGGCUAUGGCAUGGUGGCUGUAUCGUCCCUCGUGUCGUUGUACUACACAGUCAUCAUUGCCUGGGCAGUGCUGUACAUGUUCACGUCCUUCACCUCGGAGCUGCCAUGGCAGAGAUGUCAUUCACCCUGGAAGACGAAGGACUGCUAUUCCUACACGGAUGCUGAUGACUGUAUGAACAACAAUGGGUCUGUUUACUUUGAGAGCCACUGCUACAAUUCUUCGUAUGCUGCGGAUAACAAUAUAACUGCACAGGUCAAUGUUACAUCAAGGCAUGCACCAGCCCAGGACUUCUUCGAGAAUAACAUCCUCUCUAUAACAGACAGCAUAGCCGAUCUCGGAACAGUGAAAUGGCAGAUAGCCCUGUGUCUACUGUUUGCGUGGACGCUUACCUUCCUGGCUUUAAGUCGAGGCGUGAAGUCUGUUGGAAAGGUGGUGUAUUUCACAGCCCUCUUUCCCUAUGUGGUUCUGACAAUCCUGUUCUUCCGUGGAGUCACCCUGGAAGGUGCACAAGAUGGCAUUAUAUAUUACCUCACACCUGACUUUGAAAAACUCAAGCUAGCAAAGACAUGGGUGGAUGCUGCGGUGCAGAUUUUCUUUGCUUUGAGUCCUGCCUGGGGCGGUCUGAUCACUCUAUCCAGCUACAAUAAGUUCCACAACGACUGCUUUAAGGAUACUCUGAUUGUAUCUAUAGGAAAUAUCUGCACAAGUAUAUUUGCUGGCUUUGUUAUUUUUGCCAUUGUGGGCUAUCUGGCAAAUGAGCUGAAAAUGCCAGUAGACAAGGUUGUUGAGCAAGGUCCGGGGUUGGCCUUCAUUGUGUUCCCAGAUGUGGUGACGCGGCUCCCCAUCUCACCCCUUUGGUCGUUCCUGUUCUUUUUCAUGUUGAUCACACUGGGUAUGGGAAGUGAGUUUGCUUUGUUGGAGACUAUAAUGACGGCUGUCCAGGACACAUAUCCACCUCUGCGACAGAAGAAGACCUGGGUUGUGCUUGUUGUGAGCAUCUGCGGCUUCCUUGGUGGGCUUGUUAUAUGCACAGAGGGUGGAAUGUACAUCUUGCUGUUAAUGGAUACGUAUGCUGCCAGCUGGUCUGUUUUCUUCAUGGCUAUCCUUGAGUGCGUCAUCGUAUCAUGGAUAUAUGGAUGUGACAGAUUCCUCCAAGAUAUUCAACAGAUGAUUGGCGUUAGAAGUCGUCACUGGCACAACUUCUUCAAACUUUUCUGGAAAUUCCUGACUCCAGGAACACUAAUUUUCCUGCUGUUCUUCAACUGGAUUCAGUAUACUCCGAUCAAGUACGGCAAGAAGCGGUAUCCCGUGUGGGCUGAUGGUGUGGGCUGGGUGUUGGCCUUUAUACCAGUGCUGCUCAUUCUAGGAAUGAGUAUACAUAAAGUUCUCAGCGCUCCCUCAGACAUGACACUGCUGGAGAAAAUCCGACACUUGUUAAAAGCAACACCAGAGUGGAAACCAGCUCAUAAACUGCCAGAAAUUGAUAUAAUGGAUACUGAGGAAAAGGGAAAGACAAUUACCAACCCUGGAUUCAAUGGCAAUGCCAGUCCAUUUGAAACAAGGAUAUAGUCAGUGACGACACUGAUGAAAUCCUUUGACUAUCUAUCACCUAAUUAUGUCAGCCAAAGGGAGACAACUCAUCUAGCAUUCCACAACGCAGGACUGACAAUGUACAUUGUUCUAAGUGAACAACAGCCACACUUAAUCCUGCAUAUGUCCAAUGCUGCGUCAUUCCCACAAUCUCGUCUAGAAUAGUCAACCAAGAAAUGAGUUUAAGAAUUGUCAACCGUCUCCUUUGGCUGGUAAACUGUUGUUGACUUUGUUCGACUACGCCAACGAGGGCCAUUCCUCGGCGUAGUUUUGCUAGGAUGCUUGGGGUGGAAGUUAUGCUUCUUCUUGAGCUAAGUGCCUGGGUAGGUGACUCAACAUAUUGCUGCAGGCGCCGAUUGAGUGGAAUUUUUUCAACUUUUGACCCUUCUUAAAAAUCAUCCACAAGUCGAAGCAUUUCAAGCCACUGUUUAAAGCACAGGACACGAUUAUGUUGGAAGUUUGCCCAUUAUGGUUGUUUAUAUUCCGUGGCCAGUCAUCAUGAAGCUACCAUAUCAUCAUCAUCAUCAGAGGUUGUUAUUGGUCUGACUGUCAGGGAGUGUUGGAACUGGGCUGGCUUAACGAUGUAUGGCUGUCUGUAUGUGUCAUUGUUACACCAACACUGUGGGUUCAUCAGUUAGUAAGUGUUGCUGACAUAUAUUUACGAUUGGUCAACAAACUGAGGUUUCAGGGACUAGUAGUGGGACGAUGCACCGAUGCAUUGGUAGAUCGCAAUUUUUUACUUUUCGAUACAUGUAUCGAUCAUAGUCGCACACAAAGUCAAAAGUAGCGAGUCUUACCUUUUAUGUUUGCUUUUAUAACUGUUACACCAAACACUAAUUAGUAGUGAAAGCGUAAAUAUUUUCAUCCACUGCGCAAUUCUUGACACUGCCAACUGUAAAUCGUCAGUGUGCCAGGUAUUUCGCCAUCCUUUGAAAAAGAUGGCUUACUCACCACAAAUAAUAGCACAUGCAAGUAACGUGAUAAGUAUCGGAUUGUGACCAAGCUAUUGUGAUACGUAUUGGAUUGCACGGUUAGCGUAUCAUCCGAGCCCGAGCAUGGACUCUACUUUGAUAAGUCUGAUGGUGCCAAUUUAUAUUUACGAAUAUCUUAUAGUGAAUAUAGGAUCCUAGUCCAGUAGUCCUGUUACCAUGUCAUGCUUAUGAAGUAGUUGCAUAAUGAAAUCUGUAACAUGAAUCUUGCAUUUAGACUUGAGAAAAGUGUGCUCUAUUUUGGGAUGUUUUCUGGGGUUGGCGUAUUGGCACAUCAAUCAUAUUACAAUAUAUAACAAUAGAGAGACCUGUUUUGCGAUACAUAUUGCAAUACGUAUUGAGCCCAAAUUAUAUAUAUUUGUACUGUUCAAAAGGUACUUCUUUUUUCAAUAAUCCAGACUCCAGACUUCGAAAUGGGUAGUAUGGAUAAACAAGACUAAAUAUUACGUCAUCAAUAUGGACUGUUAAUCUAAACAGCAUAAAAUUGUUCAUAUAAUUAUUUGUUGAUUCUUCUGUGACUGUUUUAAAAAAUAUUGAUACACAAGUGUAUUGCGAUACGUGUAUUGCUGACGGCUGUAUUGCAACAUAUUGACAUACUAGUUGUAUUGCACACCCGUAUUUACCAUUACAACAUUACUAUGUUGUAGCAUCCUUAUGGUUCAUUGGGAAAGCCAAGUGGAAUUCCCACACCCAGCCAGGAUUCAAAUUCCUUACAUGGGUGCAGUAUGUACAGUGUGUAGUCCCUCAUAAUAAAGGUGGGGGGCAUGGGUGGCCCAGUCGUCUAAGGUGCCGCGAUUCGCUGUGCAGAGUUGCGUCCCUUGGGCAUGCCAGAAACCUAUGUUUGUGGGUUCGAAUCCCGGUUCGCCCCGAUUAUG